This is a messenger RNA of Caenorhabditis angaria, 246 nucleotides long. Lineage: Eukaryota; Metazoa; Nematoda; Chromadorea; Rhabditida; Rhabditidae. The record is from the annotation of a GenBank genome assembly.
AUGGCGUCAGCAGCCAAGAAAAUGAAAUUGGAGGAAAAAACAGGAUGGUUUGAUAUGCCGCAUGAAAUGAAAAUUAUGAUAAUCGAUUCGAUGGAUAUUCAAACAAAAAGGCGAUUUUCACGAUGUUCAAAAGGUUGUUAUGAAGAAGUUGAAAAAUCGCUGAAUUUCAUCGUUGAAAUCGAAAUCGUAGAACUCGAAAGGCUCGUGAUUUCAAAUCGAAGCAUCAAUUUCACAAUCCCAAUGUAA